CUCCCAACGCAUAAAUAGCGGCGUGACCUGCUGCUGCUUCUUCUGUCCAUCAUCAAACAAUCCAACAUUCAAAUCAUCACAAUGAAGCUCAACUACCUCGCCGUUGCCGCCUCCCUUGGCCUGACUGCCGUCGCCCAGCCCACUGGCACCUGCGCGCCCUCCAAGCCCGACACCUUUGGCCUCGUUGCCAUCAGCUCCGGCGAUGCCGUCCAGUAUGCCGGCUUCAACGCCGCUCUGAGGAGCAUUUUUGCCGGCCUCCCCAGCCAGAACGCCACCUGCGACGGGACCGACGAUGGCUUCGCCACGUUCUACCUCAAGGACGGCGCCCUCUUCCUCUACGGCCCCAACGAGCAGCAGGUAUACGUCGACCGCUCCGGAAUGGGCCAAGGCAAGAUCGGAUACACCGUGAGCGGCGAGUCCGGCCCUCGCAACGGCGAGCGCACCGGCUGGGCCAUCAACGAGGACAACCACCUCCAGUUCGACGGCAGCGACCUCAUCGCUUGCCCCAACAGCAUUGAUGGUGCCUAUAGUAUCUGGGCCUCGGCUGGUAUCGAUAACCCGGCUGGCAACUCCGACUGCGUUGGCAUCGCCGCUCGCGUCGAGAAGGAGGCCGAGCCCACCAGCUGCUCCUACACUACUUCCCCUUAAUUCUGCAUGAUACAUACUCGAACCCUAGACGCCACACCCUGUACAUAGUCUCUCCUUAAUAUGUGGAUGGUGGAUGAAAUGUUGUGUUGAAAAUAUACCUGUACAAAAUAUAACUAAUGCAUACCUCGAGCUUCGGAAUUCCUCUUUCAGACAGUCGCGUCU
Molecule: messenger RNA, 810 nt
Organism: Aspergillus calidoustus
Lineage: Eukaryota; Fungi; Ascomycota; Eurotiomycetes; Eurotiales; Aspergillaceae
Source: the annotation of a GenBank genome assembly